Messenger RNA from Juglans regia (Persian walnut), 1266 nucleotides. RefSeq names its product cyclic nucleotide-gated ion channel 1-like. Lineage: Eukaryota; Viridiplantae; Streptophyta; Magnoliopsida; Fagales; Juglandaceae. Bases 2 to 1123 code for a protein of 373 amino acids. The record is from RefSeq and is a predicted model, not a curated record. The transcript has 5 exons.
GAUGGAUGCAGCAGCUUGGAAUUUGAUGUUUUUAGUGGUGUACGUAGUUGCAGUAGCAGUAGACCCUUUGUUCUUUUAUCUUCCUGUCAUCGAGGACAACCCUAGUAAUGCUACCAAAUGCAUUACUACAGAUAAAACUCUGAAAAUCAUUGCUAUUUGCGUGCGAUCGUUCCUGGAUUUGGUUACUAUUGGGGAUCUGGUUCGUCAAAUAUCAAAAAGGAUCCGCUUAGAAGCCUCAGAGUACGUAAUUAACAUUCUCGGUAUUCUUCCAGUCCCCCAGGUUCUAGUGCCAAUCAUAGUUUCUGGAAUGAGCGGUUCAAAAUCCCGGAAGAUAAGGAAAUUCCUAAAUGCAGUUGUUAUUUUGCAAUAUGUGCCAAGAAUUCUCCGUGUCUGGAUAUUGUGGAAUAAAGCUGUCAACGACGCUAUGAACAAUCAACCUAAAACUGAGAGUAGUCGUCCUACUGACGAGGACAAUGAGAAGGAAAAGAAAAAGGAAAAGAAAAGGAAAAAGGAAAAGAAAAUGAAAAAGGAAAAGAAGAAAUAUAUGGUGUUGAAAGCUGGAUUGAAUCUCUAUCUGUAUCUCAUCGCCAGUCAUGUACUGGGUGCUUUUUGGUACUUCUUCUCCAUCGAACGAGAGACCAAGUGCUGGCACUUGGCCUGUCAUGAGCAUAAUAUUACAUGUAACAAUAGUACUUUUCACUGUGAUAAUGAUUUUAGAAUUAAUCACCCGAUUAUAAAUGAAUCUUGCUCUUUAAAAGAUCCAAAUACCAAUCUCUUUGAUUUUGGAAUAUACCAAAAAGCCCGUCAAUCUGGUAUACUGGAUUCCAUGGAUAUUCCGCAAAAGACCUUGUUUUGUUUCUGGUGGGGCCUGCGAAAUUUGAGUUCAUUUGGUCAAAACCUUGAAACAAGUCCUGAUUACUGGGAAAACUGCUUCACAAUUUUAAUCUCGAUCUUUGGCUUGCUGUUGUUUUUAUACUUCAUCGGAAAUUUGCAGGUGUACAUGCAGUCGGAGGCAUCUGAGUGGUUACAAAGAUAUAAGCAACGUAGCUACCAUGGCAUUCACGCGGCUAACGAGUUGGAAACAUUCGAGCAACGUAGCCACCAUGCCAUUCAAGCAGCUUGAAUGAGUCUAGCAAAGUAUGGAUGGCAUCGCGGCCUCAUUCAAUAAUUAAGUACUUUGUUAGUUGGGCAAUAGUCUAUUCAAUAAUUAAGUACUUUGUUGGUUGGGCAAUAGUCUAUUCGCCGCAAAUACGUUUAGCAACGAUC